UCCAUUAUCUCCUACUGCAAUUAUACUAUUGGAUGAGGGCCGUCAAUGGUAGGAAACACGAAAACAAAAAUGCCAGCCUUUUUUUUUCAUGGUGCGAUAAGCUGCGCCUGUGACUGGCUGACUGAAAUCAUGAGGUCAAAGGAGUCUUGUGAGUUUGUUUCGGUGGUGGCCAUCGAACUCAAAAACAUCAGAGUACGUGAAGCAAAAAUAUAGAUUGAAGGACGUAGUCUCCUUGGGAAGUGGUAUCUUUAGAAAUGACAACUUCAUGGAUACCAUGCAACUCUUUUGUGAGACGCAGUAAUGAAAAAUAAGCAUAAUCCCCAAGUUUUUAUCACGAUAUGUGGUCGCCAAAUGAACAAUCUGGCCAGAUCCUUUGCUUAUCACUCACUUGGAGUUAAAUGUUUUUUUCUCCUCUUUAUCAUUUACAAGCCGGUAAUGAAGAGAAAGGAAUUUAAGGAAAAUAGACAUAUGGAAAUUUUUGGGACAUUUAUUCCUCACAUAAAGUUUAAAUUACUUUUGAACAUAGUCGUGGUGUGCGAUAGCGUUGGCUGACGGUUAUUAUGAAGUGAUUGCUCCAUAGCUGGCAGUUGUUGGUGCCAGAUACUACUUGCAGCGUUGUGCCUCGCAUUGACAUCUCUCACCUAUUAUAUGAAAUGAUAGCCUGCCCUGUACCUUCCUUUCAAGCAGUCUGAACAAUUAAAUGG
This is a messenger RNA of Umbelopsis ramanniana AG, 704 nucleotides long. RefSeq lists its product as uncharacterized. The record is from RefSeq and is a predicted model, not a curated record. The transcript has a single exon. Bases 301 to 552 code for a protein of 83 amino acids. Lineage: Eukaryota; Fungi; Mucoromycota; Umbelopsidomycetes; Umbelopsidales; Umbelopsidaceae.